AUAUAUUAGUAUUUUUUAUCGGAGGAAGGAGGAAGAAGAGAAACAGUAGAGUCUUUGCUAUCCGCCAUUGACUUCCCCUCCCGUCUUGGUCAAUAUUCUUCAUGGUAUUUCUAUAAAUACAAUAAUAAUCAAUGAGAUUCGCCUCCAGUUCCCUACCCUGCUCUUUGUGUGCGUGCAUGCAAUUGUUCUUCGCAUCCUCCCCCUUUUUCAGUUAUCAAUUAACUAGUCAUACAGCUUGCGUGUGAGUGUGUGUGUGCGUGUGUUUUGAUUAUUGGCAGCGGGAGAAUUAAUUGGAUUGGCGGUAUAAAUGUUUGGAUGGAGCAUGCAGAGAAUGCGAGAGGCGAUAGUGUUGGUGGUGUUCGCGAUAUGCUCCAAGGCGGCGACUGCGAGCGCGUGGUGGCGGAGCGAGACGGAGGAGGCGGCGGGGUACUGCCUGAGCUGGCGGAUGGCGGUGGAGGCGAACAACAUAAGAGCAUGGCGGACGGUCCCCGCGGAGUGCUCGGGACACGUGGAGGCGUACAUGAUGGGCGGCCAAUACGAGCGGGAUCUGAGCGUGAUCGUCGACAGCAUCUGCAGCUACAUUGACUCCAUAACUCUCUCCGGCGACGGCCUCGACGCUUGGAUCCUUGACGUCGACGACACCUGCAUUUCCAACCUCUUGUACUACAGAGGGAGGCGCUACGGGUGCGAUCCGUUCGAUCCAGUAGGGUUCAAGGCAUGGGCGUUGAGCGGGCGGUGCUCUGCGAUUCCAGAUGUGCUGAGAGUGUUCGUGAAAUUGAUCGCGACAGGGUUCAAGGUGUUCCUGGUUACGGGCAGGGAUGAAGAGACGCUGGGGCAGGCCACCAUUCGCAAUCUGCACAACCAAGGUUUCUUCGCCUACCACCGUCUCAUUUUAAGGAGUGGUGCGUAUAAGGGGCAAAGCGCGAUACUAUACAAGUCUACAGUUAGGAAGCAGCUGGCAGAAGAAGGGUACAGAAUAUGGGGGAAUGUGGGAGAUCAGUGGAGUGAUCUUCAAGGAGAGUAUACAGGCAAUCGCACCUUCAAGCUUCCUAAUCCCAUGUACUUUAUCCCUUGAUUAAUUAAUCAUAUCUAUGUAAUAAACUCAAAACACCAUUUUUGCACUUAAAUUAAAUGAGUGCCAAUAUAUAUAUAUAUCAUCAGCAAAAGACUAGGAGAGAGAGAGCCUCUUACUCCUUCUAGAAAUUUUGGGUUCA
Molecule: messenger RNA, 1214 nt
Organism: Salvia miltiorrhiza (redroot sage)
Lineage: Eukaryota; Viridiplantae; Streptophyta; Magnoliopsida; Lamiales; Lamiaceae
Product: acid phosphatase 1
Exons: 3
Coding region: 308-1075 (255 amino acids)
Molecular function (GO): acid phosphatase activity
Source: RefSeq, a predicted model, not a curated record